Molecule: messenger RNA, 1243 nt
Organism: Drosophila arizonae
Lineage: Eukaryota; Metazoa; Arthropoda; Insecta; Diptera; Drosophilidae
Gene: RYBP
Product: ring and YY1 binding protein
Biological process (GO): positive regulation of DNA-templated transcription
Cellular component (GO): nucleus
Molecular function (GO): DNA binding; transcription coregulator activity
Source: RefSeq, a predicted model, not a curated record
UCGCGUCACAUACGGCAACUCCGCAACAAUUUUCUAUUUGGCCAGAAGACAAUUGCAGAAAGUUUUUCAACCUCGAAAAUAGAAAUUUUCAACAAUAACAAUAAUUUGCCAAUUGCACAUUAAUGGAGUAAUUAAACAUUGAUAUUCUGCACAAUUGGCUAGCGAGCAGCGCUGCAGGGAACGUUUGCGAGCAAUUUCUGCCACAGCAGCCACAACAAGAGCAGCAGCAGCAGCAGCAGCCGCAGCAGCACGAACAACAUUUGCAAAAAUUUUCGGCCAGCUGCAUUUGUCAUCUACAUUUGGCCAGCGUCGAAUUAUUAUGGACAAAAAAUCAUCGCCCGUGCGACGACAAAAGCGCCAAGCGAAAGUAAUUGAGGAGAACUUCUGGGACUGUAGCGUCUGCACGUACAGGAACUCGGCGGAGGCGUUCAAGUGUCGCAUGUGUGACGUGAGAAAAGGCACAUCGACGCGUAAGCCGCGCUUAAACUCUGCGCUAGUCGCUCAGCAAGCGGCCACAUUGCCAGGCGCUAGUGGGAACAUGCCGAAUGGGAAGCCGGCGUCCAGUUCGCGACAUGGCAGCGGACACGACAGGCAGCGACACAAACGCUAUCCAGCCCGCUUGAAGAACGUUGAUCGAUCGACGGCGCAGACCCGUGAGGUGACCGUCAAUUCGGUUACGGUUUUCAUCACAGAAUACAAGGCCAAGCCGGUGAGCAGUCGACGGGAGUCGAGUGAACAGAGCUUCAGUGAGAGCAACGAUAGCCGGAGUUAGGUUUUAAUUACAUAAGCACGCAAUUUGUGUUUUUAUCCCAAUUACGAAACUUUUCUUUAUCUUCAUGUAUGCGAAUCUGUAUAUGUAUAAAGAUAGUCUUUGUCGGUGUGGAGCCACAAUUUCUCGUCCCCUUCCUCAAACACACACAGUCACACACACAAAUCCAAUGUCUAAGUGUACAACAAAACAAAAAAUUGUAAAUUCUAAUAUUAGGCCUAAGUACAAUUGUAAAUCUAUAUAGCCUGUUUCUCUAAGUUAGCAAGUAUUAAGCGAUAUUCAUGUUCUCUGUUAGAAACAGCAGCCGCAGCAUCUAACAAUGAUGUUGAUGAUGAUAUUUAUCCAUGCAUAAGAACUUCCACAUGUAUUCGGCUUUUCAUAGCUGAUGACUGCAUUUAAACGGCUGCAACAAUGUGAAAUCGAGAACCUUGUAUAUAUAGAAAAAGAAAACAAACACACACACACAUAAACAAA